Molecule: messenger RNA, 918 nt
Organism: Topomyia yanbarensis
Lineage: Eukaryota; Metazoa; Arthropoda; Insecta; Diptera; Culicidae
Exons: 2
Coding region: 1-918 (305 amino acids)
Molecular function (GO): zinc ion binding; nucleic acid binding
Source: RefSeq, a predicted model, not a curated record
AUGGCCUCUUCGCUAAGCUACGGGCUGCCUCGGCCGCCAGAUGACUACGGGGCUGGUUGUCCGAAAUGGAUGGACCCCGAAGGAAAACACGGUAAAGUGAUUGUGCUUUCACUGCAACCUGUCAAUGAGGAGGUUCUGCCGAUGAAUCAUCCUUUCACCGUCGGAAAAUCGAUACAAUCACUGAUUGGUGAUGCAUACACUGCAGUCACCGAAGCGAAAGGCACGAAGUAUAUCAUCAAGGUACGAAGCCCAAUACAUGCUAACAAAUUGCUGGACAUGAAGCAGCUGAUUGAUAAAACACCCGUUGAAGUUACCACCCAUCCUACACUCAACUAUAGUAGAUGCAUUGUCAACUGCCCGGAAGUGAUCCAAAUGUCGCAAGAAGAUCUACUGACUGAGCUGGCACCCCAAGGCGUAACGCACGUGCGAAGAUUCACAAGGAUGGUGGAUAAAAUUAGGGUUAAUACCUCCACGAUGGUGCUGACCAUUGCUGGAACUACCUGGCCCCAACACAUCUACUUCGGAGCACUAAGAGUACCAACUCGUGCGUACUAUCCCUCUCCAAUGCUCUGUUUCGGCUGCCUUGAAUAUGGGCAUACAAAAGCUCGUUGCAAAGGCGCUCCCCGCUGCCAAAAAUGCUCCGAAGAAGGACACAGUGCUGAGGACUGCACAAAAAACGAACACUGUUUCCACUGCAAGGAAGGACAUAAGCCAACCGAUCGAAACUGCCCGCUCUACAGGAAGGAGAACGAAAUUGUCAAAAUCAAAGUCGAGCAAGGUUUGUCAUAUCCCGAAGCCAAGAAGUGUCACGAUAGCCGCGCCGGACCCAAGUCCUACGCUCACGUUAGCAAGGGACAAGUCAACCAGGAUGCGAAAGACAAAGAAAUCGCAUACCUGAAAGCCCGGUUGCCAAUGUAA